UGUAAAAAAAAAAAAAAAGGUUUAACUCACUGUGUGCUUGAUAAUGCAUAUGAAGGUCUGUUAACAGCGGAAAUAUGGUGGAAGACUGUAAAAAACAAAGUCAACACCAGUCAAAAAGUGGAUGCAUAUCUCUUCGUUCAUGUGUCACAUUCACGGCUUUCCUGGUCCUGUUCCUGUGCUACUACAUCGUCCCCAAUGAAUUCUCAGCAUCUUGGGCUUUAACAGUUGGAUUAUUUCUUCCAGAGAAAUUUACAAGUCAAGCAAUCAACUUUUCACUGAAAAGAGUGUCGGCAAUAUCUGCAGAAUCAUGGAAGACCCUGGAACCAUAUUAUGUGGCUUACCCAUACAAGUAUAAUUUUGUUUUGAAUGAACCAGAUAAGUGCCAGAAGGAAAAUUCAUUUAUUGUAUUAAUUGUACCAGUAGCUCCAGGCAAUACAGCUGCUCGGGACGUCAUUCGUUUAACUUGGGGAUCACAGAGGUUAGUUGGGGACAAGACUGUGAGCACAUUAUUUAUGUUGGGUCUACCCACUUCAGAAGAAAGAGAAACGAUUCAAAGAGAUUUGCUACAGGAAAGUGCAAAGUAUCGUGACCUUAUACAAAGUGAUUUCUGGGACAGUUACAAAAAUCUCACAAUUAAGACCAUGGUAAUGCUAGAAUGGUUGACUGGUUACUGUCAGUAUGCCUCCUACGCAAUGAAAGUUGAUUCAGAUGUGUUUCUCAAUGUGGAAAACUUAGUGAAUAUGCUUCUUUCUGCACCAAAGCAUAACUAUAUGUCUGGACUUGUGGUUAGGAAAGCAUUAGUACAGAGAGACCCCCAAUCUAAAUGGUAUAUUCCAAAAGAUGUUUACGACCAACCUUUAUAUCCACCCUAUGCUCUGGGUUUGGGAUAUGUUUUCUCUUUAGACUUGCCAGUGAAACUUGUUAAAACAGCACAACUUAUCAAAGUGGUUUACCUAGAGGAUGUAUUUCUAGGUCUGUGUAUGACACAUUUAGGGAUCGCUCUAACUGAUCCACCUGAUGGGAACUUGUUCAGUGUCUUUCCUGUAGAAUACAACCGCUGCCGCUAUUCAAAACUCAUUGCUACAACAACACAAAGCUUGAGAGACCAAGUGGAGUUUUGGAAGGAUUUACAGAGACCUGGUCCAUAUUGUUAAAAACAAACAGGUCACAUGACUUACAGGAAACAAAGCUUGCCAUAAAUGUUUUGGUACAACCAAAUAAGUGAUUGAAGGCCAAGAUUAUUAUUAUUAUUUUUUUAAACAGUUUCAUAAAGUAAAUAACUUGAACUAGACUAGCAACAGUUUUGAAGUAGAGACUCCAUCUCUCCACCACCUAAGUUUGUUCUGCUGAUUUCUGUAUAUACAAAGAAGGCUGACUUUCAGAAGCUUCUAAAGCAUCAUCAAAAAAUGUCAUGGAGCUUUUAUCCUUGAAUGAACAGUUCUCUCUUCCACCCUCAAUACCCCUUGGCUGAAGUGCCCUUGAGCAAGGCACCGAACCCCCAGUUGUUCUUUGGGCAUGGUGUGUUCACUUCUCACUGCCUUGUGUGUGCACUUGGAUGGGUUAAAUGCAGAGCACCAAUUCUGAGUAUGGGUAACCAUAUUUGGAAAAUGUCACAACUUUCACUUUCUAAUGUUUUACAGUUAGUCAUGCUCAUGAAGAGCAGACACACGAUUGUUUGGAACAGACACAGCAACAGCCAGAUUGUCCUGCAUGUGUUCCCCUGCUCUUGCUUCAAGGCUGUGUGGUUCAGAGAGCCGUUAUCAAGUUCUUCCUCAUCCUGUUGCUCAACAACAUCCCCGUUGAGAAGAGUGAGUUUGUGAAGCACAGUGCACCAACCGAAUCAGCACAGCUGUGUUGAGAUGGCAGCAGGAUGUUGGGUUCACCAUCUGUAAAUACAUGAUUGUUAGAACAAUAUGAAUAUGAAUUCUGAAUGAAGCUUUGUUUCAUGUGUUGUUGACUUGUACAGUAUAUGUAUUUAUUGUGAUGCUAACUUUUAUACAUUAUUUUAAUCAUUUAUUCAUGUUUCUUGUUGUCAGUAAAUAAAAUACAAAUAAUUUAUUCAUUCAUGUAUUAAUUGCUUGACUGAAAAUUUAUCUAUUCACAUAGACCGCAUUUGUUCAACUAGUGUAUAUUCAUGUAAUGCUAUGUCACAACAAAAAUUUUAAUUUGCUUAUUUCACUAAAUUGCCAUUUAAAAAAAAAAAGCAAAUAUUGGUUGCCAUUUAUCGUUAUUAUUGCAUGUACUGUAAGUGUUGGAGUGGGCAAAAGAUUAUGUGGUAAUCUUAAUUUUAAGUAGUAAUGCUUACAUUUUUAGAGUAUAAAUUCAACAGUCUUCUCCAAAGGUGAGAUCUUCUAGCAGCUGAUCGAAGUAUCCUUUGUGUAGACAUUAUUAUUAUUGCCAAACUUAUAAUUACAUAAAAGUUCAGGGUAAGAUGGUUGUAUCAAGAACAAUGAACAAUCAUAAUGGCAUAAAACAGUAAAUAAAAAUUUAAUGUAUUCAUGAUAGUAUGAGAUAAUAUAUACAAAAACCAUAGUGACAAGGUUAAAUAUCUUUGAAUAAUUCAUCAUGAUGCUUUUUUAGAACUCUGAGUGAUGAAACAAAAAUGUCAAACCACUGGACUCAUUGUGUUUUGUUUAUCCUCCCCAUGUGUGCCAUGUACCCUUUUAAUUAGUCAUUCCUAGUACCUGUAUUUUUACCAGUUGUCCUGUGUUUAUAAGCCCUAGUCCAUUCAGUUUAUGUUUGUUGGAGAUUAUACAUCAACCCGUGUGUGUCCUGUGCACCUGUUGGCCCUGUGUAUUCCCCUGAAGGUUUGAUUAAAGUAUUAUUUUUCAGUGUAUCCCUGGUUUCCUCAUUCAUCACUCCUCGCUUUAAAUAGUGUAUUAGCUACAGUAUCUUUAAAACAUUUGUCAUUAUGUGUAGAAAAUGUAAAUAAACAGAUACAUUUAAUGGAAAC
Messenger RNA from Carassius auratus (goldfish), 2953 nucleotides. RefSeq names its product beta-1,3-galactosyltransferase 2-like. Gene Ontology annotation, biological process: protein O-linked glycosylation. Bases 75 to 1154 code for a protein of 359 amino acids. NCBI's taxonomy places the organism in Eukaryota, Metazoa, Chordata, Actinopteri, Cypriniformes, Cyprinidae. The transcript has 2 exons. The record is from RefSeq and is a predicted model, not a curated record. Gene Ontology annotation, molecular function: N-acetyl-beta-D-glucosaminide beta-(1,3)-galactosyltransferase activity. Gene Ontology annotation, cellular component: Golgi membrane.